This is a messenger RNA of Orussus abietinus, 3317 nucleotides long. RefSeq names its product TBC1 domain family member 15 (gene Tbc1d15-17). Gene Ontology annotation, biological process: activation of GTPase activity. NCBI's taxonomy places the organism in Eukaryota, Metazoa, Arthropoda, Insecta, Hymenoptera, Orussidae. The transcript has 9 exons. Gene Ontology annotation, molecular function: GTPase activator activity. The record is from RefSeq and is a predicted model, not a curated record. The coding region runs from base 654 to 2585 and encodes 643 amino acids.
AAUCUCCCAACUCAUUUUUGUUGACAGUUCCUCUUAGUUCCUUUGCGACCUUUGUAGUGUGAAUUCGGGUUUGAUGUAAAAGUUCAUAAGGGGAAUAUCCGUCUUCCGUCUUGGAAGCUGAGUCGACGAGUACCGGAUAGUUUCAAUUUUUGUGAUAUCUCGCGAAACUUGAAUUGCGGACGAGUAACAAAAGCGAUGGAUUUUUGCAUUUGCGUGACAUAGCAUAUGUGUGCGAAAGAGAGAGUAAACGGUGGUUACAUGCCAGUGAAUGAAGAGAUAUAAUAACGAGAUAGAAGGAGAGUCGUUUAUGGUAUUCACGUUGAUGUGAGAGAGACCGAGAGCGCGGCCGCCAUGAUGGAAUAGGGAGAGAGCGAGAUAGAUACACCGGUGGAAGAGAGGGGUGGGGCGUUUCGUUUGUGGGAAAAAUCACAGAUUUUUCUACAACAAUGUUCGAGCCCGACGAGGAGGGAAAGGUAAGGAUUUCAGGCGGUGUAUGAAGUUAGAAAUCUACUUUCUAGCCGGAAAGGGGGAAGACUUCGGAAACAUAGACAAUGUGAAAAAAUCUCGGCCGAAUACAUGACCUACUGUCGAUUGUAAACAACUGCGUUUGAAACUGAAAUAUUACAAGAUGUGUAUAUGAGCGUGUAAUUGAAAUGGCGAUCUAUGUUGGAAUUCCUGUUAAUAAAAUAGAUCUCUGUAUCCAUACUGGUGUUGUCCUCAGAGGUGCAAACACUAGAGAGGAUGAAGUACACAGUUCGGGAACGUUGAACAUCGUUGAAUACAGCUUUGGAAAGUGCAUCGAAUGGAAGCCAAUAGAAGUGUCAGUAGUCUCGGAGAAUCAAGACCAAGACCCGGAAUGGUCCUUAGUAGAUUCUCAUACAAGAAGGACCAGAACCUCGUCCGAAGGUCCUGACUCGUUAGGACGAACAAAGGCCGUCCGGAUUCUUUUUUCGGAUCUUAAAUCCUUCCGAAUUAAUUACGGAGGUCAACAAUUGAUUUUCAUGCAAAGAGAUGGCACCACAUAUGUGGCCUUUUUCCAGUUGUCAAAUGCAGAAAGUUUCGUCAAUUCUUUAAAGGGUUUUAUUAACUUUGUCAAAUCGCGAAUGGACAAAAAUAUGUAUUUAGUAUUAGACGAAGUUAACUCAGUAGUGAAGAGUUUUUCGGAGUUGGAUAUUUUAGGGGAAAACACAUCCGAUUAUGUGUGGAAGUUUGUUAAAAAUCUUCAAAACCAUCCUUACGAGACCACACUCGAGACUUUCAGCAAAUUAGCUGACAUUUGGAUCUACAAAGAGCCGGUUAAACGACCGGUAGAAGAAGCUGUAGCAGAUCUUUUAAAUCGUUCUCUCACAAUAGAUGUCCCACCAACAACGGUCUCCAUGGAUUCGGGUGAAGAAUAUGAAGUCAUAGGCGAAUCAAGGAUUGGCAUUGUACUUCCUCCUCGGCCACCCUGUCCACGGGGUGCUUCUUUGACGGAAGAUCAAUGGGAAAGAUAUAGAGAUAAGGAAGGAAGAGUUACCGAUCCAGAUGCUGUCAAAGAAAUAAUAUUUCGAGGGGGUAUAACUCCAUCCUUGCGAUAUCAAGUAUGGAAAUUUUUGUUAAAUUACUAUCCAUGGAAUUCGACAGCCAUGGAAAGAAUGGAACUCAGAAGGAAAAAGACUGAGGAAUAUUUUACAAUGAAGUUGCAAUGGCGAUCCAUGACUAUUGAUCAAGAAACCAGAUUUUCCGGCUAUCGUGAUCGCAAGAGUCUUAUAGAGAAAGACGUAAAUAGGACUGACAGAACUCACCCUUAUUAUUCGGGUGAGAACAAUCCUCAUGUAGCUCAACUGUAUGAUGUUUUGAUGACUUACGUUAUGUACAAUUUUGAUCUGGGAUAUGUACAAGGUAUGAGUGAUCUACUCAGUCCAAUAUUAUGUCUAAUGGACAGUGAACCCGACGCUUUUUGGUGUUUCGUCGGCUUUAUGAACAAAGUGAGUACAAAUUUCGACAUGGAUCAAGCAGGCAUGAAAGCACAGCUUUGUCAACUCCACGCCCUGCUUCUUAUCACGGAGCCACAAUUGUCUCAAUACUUGGAGAAAAAUGACUCCAGUAACAUGUUUUUCUGCUUCCGAUGGUUAUUAGUUCUCUUUAAAAGAGAGUUUAACACUGUGGAUAUAAUGAAGCUCUGGGAGAUUCUGUGGACGGAUUUACCUUGCAAGAAUUUCCACUUAUUAAUCUGUGCUGCAAUUUUGGAUACAGAAAAGUCAAUACUCAUGGAGAAUCACUAUGGCUUUACCGAAAUCUUGAAGCACAUCAAUGACCUCUCCCUGCACAUUGAGCUACCUUGGACUUUAUCUAAAGCUGAGGGAAUCUAUCAUCAACUGAUGUCUAUCGGACCUCAUCUGCCAAAUAAUAUUCGAGCCAUAAUUGGUCUUGAACCAUUGAUCAACAGUGAAUCCAGUGACUCAGAGGAUGAACCAUUAAAUCUUACUCAUUCAAACGGUGAAAGCGAUCAAGCGAUCGCUUCUAAUGGCAACGAGGACGGAAACGUCAAAAUCGGCAACGAUGAAGUGUCUUUCGAACGUGGCUUAAAUUUAUCAUACAUGUGAGAACAAGACUGUCCUUCGUUACAAGUCCGUAACCUUGUCGCAAUGAGUCUAUGAAAACUACAAAAACGUGGAGGGUUGUGCCAUGUAAAAGUACUGAAAAUUUAAUUUUAAAAAUGUUUGAAAUACUCAAUGUUUCAUUUCAUAGUGCUCACAAAUUCAAUACGUGUACAAAAAUUGAAGAAACAUUUCUACUUGUACAACUCUUUAUGUUAAGUUUAUUCUUAUUUCAUUUGCAUAGUAAAAAAUUGUUUUAAAUCAUUUCUUUAAAUACCUAAAUUUGGUACAACCCUUGCAAUUAGCUCAUUAGAAAAAUAGUUGAGAAACAAAUAUUUUAACAUGGUAUUUAAGACCAAAUUUACAAGUUCGGGGUAUGAGAAAAAGUUUUGAGUACCGUUAGCUUACACUUUAUUGACUUGAGGCAAGAUUAAGAAAUUAAUGUUGACAGAGAGACACAUGAAAGUUAGUUUGUUCCUGCAUAGCUGCGCCGAAGGAUACGCUAUAUUUCAAUUGUUUGUCAAUGCAAUUAUUCAUACAUUUGAAUAUUGAAAUAUUUAUCUAAAUAUGAAGCGUCCAGUUAGGACGAGUCUAUUGAAUGAGAAAGAUCGUUUUGGGUAAGGUAUUUCAAUCGUAACGAAAUAUCAGGUUUUAAGGACAUGUCGGUGAGAUCAGUAAAACACAUGUAUAAAGAUGGUCGAACUUAAAUUCUUACAAAAAAAAGCUUCCACUUUUUAA